Messenger RNA from Rhincodon typus (whale shark), 6425 nucleotides. It is a transcript of the gene golim4a, whose product is annotated as golgi integral membrane protein 4a. The coding region runs from base 1616 to 3424 and encodes 602 amino acids. Gene Ontology annotation, cellular component: Golgi membrane; Golgi apparatus. The record is from RefSeq and is a predicted model, not a curated record. NCBI's taxonomy places the organism in Eukaryota, Metazoa, Chordata, Chondrichthyes, Orectolobiformes, Rhincodontidae. The transcript is spliced from 14 exons.
AUAGUGAGAAAUUAUUUCAGCAGUUUCAAAGACUUGUAAAGAUUGUGCAUGAUUAAUCCAAGCAACCCUUGUGUGGAAGUAUCAAAAGUUGGAAAUACAUUGUUAUCAAUCCUUGAAACAAAUAAGGUUCAUCAUCAAAUCAACGUUUCCACGCAUACGUGAUAAAUUCUUCCACGCAAAAAAAUGGCAUUUUCUUUCUGAGCUUCAGUCAAAUAUUGAGUUUUCCAUUCUGGAUAUUUACUUAUUGCAGCAUCAUAUCCUGGCCAUUCAGAGAUGUUGAUACAUGAACAUUUCCAACAAGGUUGAAGAAAUCACCACAAAAACUUGGCACCAGGGCUCUUUCAACUUCUCAACCUUGCAAUGUGGCACAUAAUAGGAAGGAGAGUUUCCGAACUGAGCUUUGGCCUAUCCCUUUUUAUCGGACCUUUCUACGUUUACACAUACAUCUUUGCUGGCUUCCUUCGUGUUACUAUCAUUUAUUCCGAAAUACUGGAGCUUUUAUUAUAUUUCCGUUAACGCAAAAUAAAUUUUGUCCUUUUACAGGAAAGACAAAUCGAGCGAAAUUUUAACACCACUUUCCCCACCAACACCAACUGUUUGACCUGGUUUGUUCGGGACAAAGCUCCUCAAUUGCAAGAUGUUGCAACACUAUCCUCAUGAUAGGUGGCAGAAUGCUUCACUCCAUGUAGAUGGUGCCAGACCUACUUAAAAUAUUUCCAAGCAUCUUCCAUUUUUGUUGGCAUAGGAUUGAGUCCCUUCGUUUUGCGUUGCUCAGACUAGGAAUGAAAAUUCUGAAAUCUACGACAUUGCCGACACGAAUUCUGUCGGUCGAUAUGAUCGAUGGAACAAGUGGGGCUCGUCACCUUCGCAAUCUUUAGGAACUUUUAGAAGGAAGUCUUAUCUUCAAACUCUGCAAGUGUUAUUGAGUAAUCCAGGAGGGGGGGGCUUUCUUUUUGUACACAUGUGGGACCACUUUCAAAUCCGGCAUGAAAUAUAACCUGUUUAUGAAAACUUCUAACGUUUCUGGAUUUGUUUUGGAUCCAACUUUCAUCACAACACUUCUCUGUGAGAUGGUCACUUGGUGUUAACCAUUUACCCAGGCGAGGGCUCCGAUCCGAGAAUCCUCCAAUAACUAACGGCGAGGGUGGGAAUGCUACCAAUCGGUAUGGGAGUGGGUGGGAUUUCCUGUCUGAUGUGAGGCUGUAGCGGAGUGGAGGUGACACGUAAGACGGGAGAUUGAGGAAAAGGCCUGGAACUUUUCGUUGCUGUGAGGUUAAAACACAAACAGUACUUUAUUGCUACAAAGCUGUCUUUCAGCAUACGGCUUGCUGCAACCUGACAGACUACAAAGCGGUCCACAGUCACUGCCUCGUCCUAAAAUUAGAUCGGAUACUUUUCUUUGAAAAAUAUUGAACUUUGCAACUUGUAACCUGGAAAGGAUUGUGAGCGAGAAAAAGCAGUUGAAGUUGCAGACACGCCGCUGCUCGAGUGAAUGCUGCAAGCCUGAUGUGCUCCUGUUUCAUUAAAAUUAAACAUUGAAUCGGAAAGGGGGGGAGCCCCCGAAUUCUUCGCUUUGGAGCCGUCAAGUAGGCGUCUAGCUGGAAAAGGGGGGAAUAUGGGAAACAGUAUGUGUUCCAGGCGACAGAAAAAGAUUUUUCAAACUUUGUUCUUUCUUACAAUAGUUUUUGGGUUCCUUUAUGGUUUGUUGUUAUAUUACGAGAUGCAUAAUCAGUUAAAGAAGGCGGAAACUCUGGCGUCGAAGUACCAGCAGCAUCAGGAGGCUUUAUCUGCACAGUUGCAAGUUGUUUAUGAACAUAGAUCAAGAUUAGAAAAAUCACUACAAAAAGAAAGAAAUGAACAUAAAAAAGCAAAAGAAGAUUACUUGGUUUAUAAGUUAGAAGCACAGGAAGCCAUAAACAAAGAAAAACAAGAUUCCAGUAACCGAUACAGUGCACUUAGUAUACAGCACAAAAUGAUGAAGAGUCAACAUGAAGAUCUGCGAAAACAAUAUACUGACCUACAUGAGGAACAUCUAAGACUUGGAGAGGACCACAAUAGAGCGAUGAGUGAGCACAACCGACGAUACCUGAGCCUUCAACAAGCUAAGGAACAGGAGAUUUCUAAACUGAAGGACAAUAUUUACAAUCUACUUGAAGAGAACAAAAAAUUGAGGAAGGCUCAUCAGGAUGUCCAUGUUCAACUCCAGGAUGUGAGGCAAUUGCAUAAGAACUUACUGUUGCAGCAUGAUCAGUUACAAGUGACUUUAGAAGACCACAAGAACUCCCUAUCAGCUGCAAAGGCUCAGGUGGAAGAAUAUAAACAACUAAGAGAAACCUUAAACAAAAUGCCGAGCCUAAGGCAAACUGAACAAAAGCCACCUUCCAAUGCAGAGAAACCUCAGCAAGAUGUUGCUGAGCCCUUGCAAUAUCACAACAAGCUGGGAGCACGAGACCAGAUCUCACAUAGAAGUGAAGGUAACCAGCAUAAUGAGAAUAAUGAUGUGCAGCUACAUGCUAAACUCAUAGCAGGGGAGAAUGAUGACACUAAAAUAAGAGAAGAUAAUGAAGAAGUAGAAGAGAGGCAGUAUGCUCAGCAUGAAAACUGGCAAAGGAAUAAUCAUCCAGCACGCUCAAAUUUGCAUAAACAAGAGUAUGAAUCACAGGAGCACCAUCAUGAAUGGGAACAGGAAGAAAAAGAAGAUCCGACAGUGGAUCACACAGAGCUCCAUAGGCAACAACAUGAGGAAGAAGAAACUGAACAUCAUCUGAUUCAUGAUCAGGACAAUGAAAAUUACCACACGGAGGAACAGGAUCCAACUAAAGGCAACCCUACCGAGAUCAAAAUGAAGCACAAGUCUCCUUAUGAGGAACAGUUGGAACAACAACGUCUAGCAGAGUUACGGGCAGAAGAAUCACGCAAACUGAAAGAAAGACAAGAUGCACUGCACGAACACAGACUGAGGGAGUACAUGGAUCGACAGGAACGCCUCCAGCAAGAAGCAGAACGGAAAGAAGAGUUGUUGCGAGAAGAACAAUUAAGGAAACAGUCAGUUUUUAAUAACGAAGAUGCUGUUGAAGAUGAUGAUGAGCAAGAUGUGCAUGAAGAGGAGGAAGAGGAUGAGAACAAUCCACAAGAGGAAGCUGAAGACGAGGACCCAGAAAUAGAAAAUGAGGAACAGCACACAGAACACGAGCAGGUUGGUGGAAAUCCUGAUCAACAGGAGGAUAACCUAGAUGAACAAUACCAGGACGAGGGAGAGGAAGAGGUCGAUGAGAAAGAAGGAGAUGCUAACAAGCAAGAAGAGGCAGUAGCUGAUGAAGCUAAUCAGGAGGGGGAGAAAGAAGAUGAAAAUUAUGAAGAGGAGGAAGAAGAUGAUGACCGGGAUGACCCUGCUGCAAGGACAAAUCGCCGGGCAGAGAUGUGACAUUCUUACAGUUAACUUUAUAAUGAUUUUGUUUCAUUAUCUAAGUUGAUUUAUUUGACCCACAAUAUUCUAAAGGAACUUUCACAUAAAGACAUAUAAUACAUUUUCCAGGUUAUUUUAAAAUUGGACAUAUUUAAAACAAUGUAUUAAAAUGCUUCAAAGACAUCUGCUUCCUGAUUGUUUGUUUGUAAUUUAUAAUAAGUUCAAUGUGAAAGAGUCCGCAAAAGUUCAUAGAACAAUUUUUUGAGUUGUAAAAUGUUCAGUCAUAUUUGUUUGAGGCAUUUUGUAACUCUUUUGAAAAUAAUUUUAUCAAUGCAAAAUCAAUUAUAACUUAAACAAUUCUUGAACAUGUCUGAACCUAUUUUCUAAUGAGUGAUAUUUAUCAUUAUGAUUAGAUGUUAAUUUGUCAACAUAACUAAUCAUGUAAUAAGCACUGCUGUUAUGCACUGCACACAGUGGGUAGCUUGUGACUUUGAGCAAAAUUGUAAAAUGAGGCGAGAGCAGUCACCUACAUUUUACACCCCUCCUGAUUUUGGUUUCCAUUAACUCAAAUCACCCAUUUUAUACUUUUGCUUGAAGUCAAAAAUCUAUCUGACCGUGCUUAUCGAAGUUAAAUCAGAGCAUUUAGCUUUGUUCUCCGCUUCAUAACAAAAUGUACUUCAUAAAGAACUAUUCUUCAUGCAGUAGUUAGUAAUUUAUCCAGUGUUACCAAACCCAACUUCAUUAUGUUAUUAAGUAAUAUUCUGUUCAAAGGAUAUUGAGCAAUAUUUUUUUCUGUGUAAUAGGAGGUUCAAUACAGAAAUAAUCCAUUUAUGUUCAAGGAUUUACUGUUUCUAUUUGUCUUUUUGUUUUCUGGAAGAAAAUUGUAUUUAAAACUGCUUUAAAACUUAUUGCUUUGAAAUGACAAUCAAAAGUUUUAAAAAAAAAGUAAAAAACCCAUGAAGAGAGAAACUGAAAAAAAAUUUUGGUUUGGUUAUUCUGUAUAGGUCCUUAACUUUCAUCUUGUUUCUGAGCAAGUAAAUUGGUGCAAUUUAAAUGUAAUACUUCAUUUGGGAGUUUGUAAGUUAUGAGAAUAAAUGAGUAUAUGAAGAACCAUAUAGUACCUGAUCCAUGAGGCGCACCAAUCUGCACAUUUAGUAUGGUGCUGAAAUUUUAAUAAUUGUAAUGCAUAAAAAUUUAAAGCUUUAAAAUUAAGUACAUAAGUCUUUAAGGCUUCUUUAAUAUCAAGGUGGCAGAAAGUUCCAUAAAAGCAAACAGUUAGAUUUUUCUAUAGGAUUGCUAAUUAUGUGGUGCAUAUGAUCAACUAAUACUUGUUCAAAUAAGCAAACAAACGUUGAUUUUUGAUAUCAAAUUUACAUGUACAAUGGAAUAGUUAUGAGUACAUUGUAUUAAUACAUCUACAAGGCAUUAGACCUAACGUUCACAUGUUUAUGCUUUACACGAACCUCCUCUCAUUUCCAUCUAUCCUAGUCAAUAAUAGUUCUAUUCUUUUCUUUUCUCUGACCUGUGUUUAUCUAGUUUCUCUUAGAUGCAUCAAUGCAAUUCGCUUCUACUACAACCUAUGGUUGUGACUACCCCCCAUUUUAGUCACUGUCUAUGUAAAGAAGUUCCUCCUGAAUUCAUGCCGGACUUAUUAUCUAUCUUAAAUAUAUGUUUUCCAUUUCUGGUUGAUCCCACAGUGGAGACAUCUAUAAGUCUACCCUGUAAAAUGAAAGGCCUCCAACAGGCGUCAGGUUUCCAUUUUCUAAGGAAAGAAUCUCCAACCUGUUCAACCUUUUCUUGCUGGAAUAAGCUGUCUAUUCUUGUGUCUCCCAAUAAUUUGUUUUAUUGCAUUUGCUCCAGUGCCUUUAUUUUCCAUACAAUAUUGAGACAUGAACAGUUCAGACUACCUUGUGUAAUCUAACCAAGAUUGUAUGGAAGCUUAACGUAACUCAUGUGCUUUUAGUUCUAGUCUGCCAGAAAAUAAUCCGGGUGCUUAUUUACUAAUUUGUGGCCUUGUUGAACAAUAUCAUUACAUAUAGUGAUUUAAGUAUCCGCACCCCAAAACUCUUUGCUAUUCUACCCCAUUGGACGUUUACUUGUGAAAGAGUAUAUAAUCUCUUUAUUCUUCCUGUGACAAAAAAACUUACCUUAUAUUUAGCUAUAUUGAAGUUCAGUUGCCAAUUGCACACUCAUUCUAGGAGAUUAUUAGUGCCUUCCUGUAUUUUGUUGUUGUCCCUCUCUGAAUUUAUUACACACCCCAAUUCAAUAUCUUCCGCUAGUUUUUAAAUUAGGUUUCCAAUUUUUAAGCCUAGAGUAGUUCAUUGCAAAUGUUGAUUAUUAGGGUCCCUUAACUGGUCCUCACGAAAAUACCACUUUCCACUUUUUGCUAGUCUGAAUAAUUAUGUUGAACCCCUUUGCCUGCAUUGUCACCAGCAUGUUAUCCAUUCUGAUACUUGUGGUUUUAUUUGUGAGUCAACAAAACGGUAUGUUGUUGAAGGCCUUGUCUUCCUUUUCUGUUACUUUUUUCAAGUAAUUCUAUGAAGUUGGUACUGUAUGUUCAUACCUUAGGAAUUCCAGGGUCUUACAUUUUAAGUUUCUAGAUGUUUUUUCUAGCCUUUCUUUGAGUAAGGAUUCCAUCAUCUUUCCUACGAAUGAGUUAAGCUAAAAUAGUCCUUUGGACAUGUUUUAUUGCCUUUUCUAACAAGCAAAAUGGAUUUAAAUCAAUUUUAAAGUAAAAUGAUAAUGACAUGUUAUCAAUUUUCUUGGAGUAACUAAAGAGAACAUUUUGUUUGAGAUGUUAAUUUACUUUAAGAACACAAUAGAGCAGUUAUUGUUCUGUUGUAAUAUGCAGGAAGAUUAAAAUUUCUGACUGGUAUUCACAUUUGUUUGGUUGGCUACAUUAUUUUUAUAUUGCUUGAACACUUUUUAAAUAAUUGUAAUACCAGCUUUUUAAUAUGUUACCAAAGUGUAUAAUGUUAUAAGAAGCAAAAUUUUCUACUAAACACAAGCAUAUAUUACA